UAAGCUUUUAAUUGGUAAUAUCGCGGUGAAUGAGUUGUUACUCAAACCUUUGUUAAGGUUGGGUUCAAAUAUUUGAGAUAGGUGCUGAAAAUUUGUGAACAAAAUUGAUUUGAUUUGAUUAUGAAAAUUAUCUGACGGAUGCCAAAUUUUUGCAAAAUAUCAUGUAAAAUGUCCUAACCCAGGCCUGGGUUAAGACAUUUUACAUGAUAUUUACACCUGCACCCUUUAAAAUUUGAAUCAAAGCUUUUCAAUUGCUAGGCGACCUGACCCCUUCAGCGCCGGCCCUGAACCCAAAGGUUCAUUUUUCGUCAAAGGGAAAACUUUUUUAUUUCUCAACCGAUUUUGAUGAUUAUAAUUUUAAAUGAAAGAUAGCUAUAUUUGUCACAUUUCCAUCCACACAAAUUUUCUGUUAACUGCUUCACUUCUGUAUAAUAAGGCAAAAUGUUAUUAUGGAAGUGAUUUUUGAACGAUUAAACACAAAAUAAGAAGGGUUCAUGCAUGGCAGCUGAGAACUAGAUUCUUCAUGAUUAUAAUUGACUCUGGGUUUUUAUUUGAGCAAAAUCGGUUGAGAACAGAGUCUGGUUAAUCCGGGAUUACGGAUUGAGGAUUGAGAUUGGGAUUGGGGAUUAAUUAAUCCUCAAUCCGCAAGUUUUGACUUUUAAUCCCUAAUCCUCAAUCCCAAAAAGUUUUGAAAAAAUAAUUAAUCCCUAAUCCUAAUCCCGGAGCGCAUUGAUUAAUCUUAAUCCAAGUUUGGGAUUAAAAUGGGAUUAAAUCAGCUCCACCUGCUGAAAAUUCUCAGAGACUUUGCCAGUUCUCCUUUUGUUUCACUUAAAAAUAUGUUUCCCAUAAGUUAUGGGCCAUAACUAUCGAAAUUCCAUCGUUGUAUUUCACAAACAAAAAUUCGAUAUUAUUAAACAAAUAGGGAAGUAAUUUAAUGUCUCUCCAAAACAAUGGGAACUACCCUCCGAAUAUUUAAGAAGUUACCUAAAUGGAAAGCAACCUCUUAAUGCUCUAAAUUUUCCCUCCCCUUAAAUGGAAGUAGCCUCUCAUUUUGCAUAUCACAAAUCUGUGUAAAUUUCGUAUCAGUGAUGGGUUUUACUACCAGAGUCCGGUUGAAUAUGUUCUUAAAAACCCUAACUCUUCAUGUAAAAUGUUUACUCAGAUCCCCAACAGAUGUAUUUAUGAAAAACAUUUUUUUAAUUCGUUUUGAAUAGCUUAAAAAUUAUUCUGUUUGACUGCAAAAAUGUGAAAAAUAGCUUAAUAUUUCACACUUACAAAUAACAAGCUUUCCACAUGCUUUGGUUUCAUAUUACAUUAAUGAAUGGAAUCUUCCUGAUUUUUAUUUAAACCAAGUGUUUGUUGUUAACAAUGAUAUAAGUGCACAUGGAAAGCUCAUAAAUGAAUGGAAUUAUUUAUGUAUUGCGAAUUUCUUAGAUUUCUCUAAAAGAAUAUAUCUUUUUGGAAAAAUCGCUGACAUAUGUAAAAAAAAACCUAUUGAAGUCUAUCAAAAAAUGCACGUUUGUGGCUAAAUUACAAGGCUGUAUGUGCUAUCCAUGAGUGGUUUUUACCCUCCAUAUUAAAUUUAAGAUAAAAAUAAUAACUUUUAAAAACGGUACAUAGUGACCCUAUAGUGUCACUGGUUGCACUUUGCUCACUUGUAACUUCAUAUUCUUUCGUGGGAAGCGAUUAGGUAUUAAUCACUAAUUUCACUGCGCCAAAUUUCACCUUUUUAAGACAAUUUUUGAAAAUCGCGACUCUAUAGUUAGUUCGAUUUUAUUGCGCUGAUGAGAAAAAAUCGGUGUACCAUUGUACGUGUAGCAGUUUUUUUAAGAAUUGGUACUGUAUAAAGAUUCGUCUGGCAAUUAUAAAAGAAUUUUUCGAUAUUGUCCUGCACCCAAAACCUGUACCAAGCGUAAGCGUGGAGGACCUGUUAAGUUCACAACAGUUUUGAGUACCAUGUGCCUUUUAAAAAUGCAUGCUUUUAUGGAAGCCUUAACUUUAAUCGUAUAUAAAUAAUACGCUUUUUACAUAAAAUGAUAAAAUUAUGGCUUGUAGAUAUGUACAUUAUUUUAAGAGGUAGUUUGCCACCGAAAUCCUAAUUCAAAAAUAACUUUAAGAGGCAGGUAUCCAUGAAGGGUACUUUUAAAAUAUUUGGAGGGUACUUCCCAUUUAAUUGGAGAGGCUUUAAAUGCAUGCCAACAAAUAGUUCAUGUAUUUAAAAACAUUUGAUAAGACUUCAUCUGUUAAAGUUGAUUUUAGUUCACUGAUGACUAAGUAAACUUAUUUUAUGUCACUCAUCUGUACACUUCAUAUUCUUGUGGCCGUAUAAUAAUAACCUAGAGUGGCCAGUGGUAAUGCCCACUCAUUCACACUUGAAUGUUAAUCAAAUGGAGACUGGACUUAAGUCACUUAAGCGACAACUCACACUUUAGGUCAUUAUUUAUAUGGUCAUUAGGUUAUUCAAAUUCAAUCGCACUGUUAAGACUUAUAAAACAAUUUAAUUAAGACAUCAGAAACAUUAACUAGAUAUAAAUGUGAUCGACGAUAAACACGACUUUAAUCCCAUUCCGGGAUUAAAAUCGGACUAAAUUAAUCCUAAUCCCUAAUCCCAUUGAAUGACUUGAGAGAUUUAAUCCCGAAUUAAUUUUAAUCCCGAGUUAAUUUAAUCCCUAAUCUCAAUCCUCAAUCCCGAAUUUUUUAAAAUCAAUCCGUAAUCCUAAUCAUUAAUCCCACUUUCGUUAAUCCCAAGACUCUGGUUGAGAAAUGAUAAAGUUAUGGGCUGUGGUCACUUUUCAGAACCCAAGUGAAUGCUUACUUAGGUAUUUUUUUCAGUAACCAUAGCCUCACCUAAGAAAAAGCUGAGAGAAAAUGACAUCUUUGACGACUUUGGGUCUCAUCUACUUUUGCUCGAUCUGCAUGACAAAUGGGCAGUCUGCUCCCCCUGACGACAACCCUCUCCAGACUAACAGCACUUUGGAGAAUACGAAUAAGAAUCACUCAAUCAUUGUGAUUCAAGUCGAAAAAGAUUUUGAGAAUUCAGAUGAUACAACGAAGAUCCCGAGAGGUCCAUUCUUUAUCGAGGAACCCACAAGUAAAGUUUACGAUAUAUCGGGACAUCUUCUAAGCAACGUGACUUUGGCGUAUGUAAUUAUUCAAGAGGGGCUGGGCCACUUUACAUAAUUUCCUUUACAUAAUGGUCAUUUUGCAUAAUUAUCAAUUAUGUAAAACAAUUUUGUAUAAAAAAUACUAAUCCUAAGGCUAGAUACAGUUGAUUAUUGGUUAUGGCCUUGAUGGGUAGUCUCAAGCUUACGUUUUUAUGAAAUAAUUACGAGUAUGCAAUAUUUAUUUAGAUAUGUGAAAAGGCUUGUCAUGUAAAAUGGUUUUUAUGUUAAACUCUGAUCAUACAUGGACAUGUGAAGCUUUCGGAAUUCCCGAUGUCUCUUAUGAAUGGUUCAAAAAUGGUGUGAAGAUCAAUACGGAAACAUUGCCUCCGGAGGAUAUCGGACGAUAUGUUGUGCAAGCCAACGUGCUAAAGAUAACAAAGCUGGAUGAAGAAAGAGACCCAGGAAUGUAUCAGUGUCGGGCCAGUAACGCCGUGGGAGUCAGAUUCUCAUCGGCCCAACUCAGUAUCUUUAUUGAUCCAAAAGCUGUCCAGAGUGGCGGCACUCUAAAAACAAUUUCAAGCCUGCAAGAUGCACUGAAUAUUUUCGACUUAUUCUUUUGAAUAUGUAUAAUUACAGAUUUUAAGGUGCGGGUAUAAGUGAGAUAAAUUCCUGGUAAAUAUACCGUUAAACAUUCCACGAAAUGUGUAUCUUUUCAGUAUGCUGGUAGCAUAACUUCUUUGAAGGACAAAAUAAAUAUGUUAACAAGUAUUCUUCAAUUCUUAAAGAAUUUUUAAAGAGAUUCAAUUGUUAAAGAUGAAAAUUCUUAAGAAUUUUACUAGGUAAAAUAUACAUUGGGUAAUAAGUGAGCGACUUGAAACCUAGAAAGUGUAUGUACCCAGCGUUCCAUUUGCAAAUAAAAGUGGGUAAAAAAACUCCUGCAAUUUCAAAAAUAUGUGGAAGUUUGAUUCCUGCUGAAAAACGUAAUUUUUUUCAAAUUAAGCUCGAAUUUCAUAAAAUUCGAGUUUGCAUGCAAAAUACGUAUUUACAUACAUACUGGCAUACAUAGUGUUUGGUAUGAUAGUUGUCACAAAAAAAGCGAGAGAUUAAUUGGCCAAUUUCCACCACCUUAUGCAUAUUUGGUAUGUACAUAUGUACAUAUAUAUGUGGCAAGCAUCUCGUUCCCAUGGCUUCUCAUUUGUCAUUUUGCAUGCAAAAAUUUAUCUGAAUUAUUUCAUUUGGUUGCAUUAUUACAUCUCAACAGGAUUACGAUUGAUAAUGGAUGGAAAUACGAAAAAAAUGUAAACUUGUCAAAUCAUUGUGGCGCAUAUUGUACAGGUACACGUGUGUCGAUAUAAAAAAAUAUACUCAUAUUUGUGUACGUAAUUAUGAAUGAAUGGAUGUGUAUAUACUUAUGUACUUCUGUCUUCCUACAAGUAUUGAAUGAAUUAAUGUAUUUACGUAAUUAAAUACCUAUUUUUUAUCACCCGGAGUUUAUAGCAUAUAUUUACAUGUAUAUAUUUACUUUACAAGUAAAGGGUAUUAACUCAUUAAUUCUCCUCAAAUUAUUAAAUGAAGCUACUUCUUUACGUGCGUUUGUUGCGAUUGAUUUUAUUCGAUUGAUUUUAUUUGUGCAAUUCUUAAAAUAUUACCACCAUCCUCCGACGUGCUUAUCAACUUCCAUUUUAGCUGAAUGUGUAAUGCGUAUAAUGUGUUGUAAUAUAAAAGUCUGAACUCUGGACAAGUUGCAAAGUCAUGGCAUCAUCUUAUCAUCAAUUUUAUAUAAGUAUACAUAUUUAUGUACAUAUGACUUUGGUCAGUCUGACUAGACUGACCAAAUCUUGCACUAAUAAUAUACAAAAUUGGAUCCAGUAUAAGCACACAUACCACAAAAUGCAAUAAGUUGAAAGAUCACUGUAAUAAUUAUUCAGUCCUUACAUAUACUUGCAAGAAACAUAUUUAUUCCAAUUUUGUGUGCUUCAUCUGUCGAAAUUGAACCGAUCGAGUGAAUAUAAUAUUUUCUACACGGACAAAAAUCACCAGGCUAAUUUCAGAAGUGGCAUCGGGAGACGCAAAGAAACCCUGGUUUGAGCGUAUAAAAUAAGUCCAUUUAUGUAAUUUUUAACAUGUUCUUCAAACAAUUUGUCGAUUGAUAUGCCACUUCUCAUGGAUAGUUUUAAUCGAUAUGCCUCAAUAUUAUAUAUUUUAAUGCGUAUUUAAUGUUUGUAUGUAUUCUGCCCCACAGCUACUGUUAAACAGAGAAAAUGCCAACUUUGACGAUUUUGGCACUCCUCAAGUUAAUCUACUUUUGUUCGAUCUCCAUGACAAAUGGGCAGUUUGCUCCUCCAUCAAAAUCAAAUAAUAGUGAAAACAACCCUAUCCAGCAUAACGGAACUUUGGAAAAUACGAAUAACAAUCAAUCAAUCAGCGUGAUUCACGUCGACAAUGCAGAUUUUGACGUAGGUGACACAGCGAAGAUCCCGAGAGGUCCAUUCUUUAUCGAGGAGCCCACAAGUCAAGUUUACGAUAUAUCGGGGCAUCCUCUAAGCAACGUGACCUUAAGAUGUGUCGCUGAUGGAUGGCCUGCCCCCACGUACUCCUGGUUCAAAGAGGAAUAUCAGAACAAUACUCUAGUUGACCCCCUCAAAGAACAAAGAUACACCGUGACUAACGGAACUCUAGUGAUUCAUGAACCAAAUUCUAAACUCGACAGAGGAAAUUAUCACUGCACCGCGUCUAAUAAAUUUGGCUCCAUAAUUUCGGAAACUGUAUCUCUCUCAUUUGGCUAUAUUGCGGAAUUUCUUCCUGUUCGAAGCACAGAAUAUGCUCACCAAUUUUGGGGAAAGGCAAUGUAUUGUGAACCCCCACAACAUUUUCCAGCUGUCCAUUACAAUUGGUCCCGUGGUAACGUUUCGAAUUUUGUGCAAGAGGACGAAAAAAUAUUUGCCUCGCAUGAUGGAAACUUAUACUUCACAUCGGUAGAUAUGAGUGAUUCUGGAAAGUAUAGUUGCAAUGUUGAAAGUACGGUUUCAGGCUUUACCAGAAAUGGACCGUUCUUUACGUUGCAAGUUAUACCUCAUGCAGGUCCAAAGCAACCCAAGUUCUUCCAUAAUUUCCCAAAAGUUUUCCCUGAAAGUCCCAAAGCUAUGCAUACGGUACGACUGGAAUGCGUGGCUUAUGGAUUUGGACAUCCAGUUCCUACCUACAACUGGACCAGGAAAGGCUCCGGGCUUCCAGGAACGGCCAUCUUAUCAAAUUACGAUAGAGUACUUGUACUUAAAAAUGUGACCGUCGAAGAUCAAGGAGAGUAUGUUUGUGGUGCCUCCAAUAACCAACAUUACAUCGAAUCAUCCGUAACUUUGAGUAUUCAAGCUGCUCCCCGUUUCACGAUCCGUCUUGAAAACAAACAAAUCGCUAAAAACUCUGAUCAUACAUGGACAUGUGAAGCUUCUGGAAUUCCCGAUGUCUCUUAUGAAUGGUUCAAAAAUGGCGUGAAGAUCAAUACGGAAACAUUACCUCCGGAGGAUAUCGGACGAUAUUUCGUGCAAGACAACGUCCUAAAGAUAAUAAAGGUGGACGAAGAAAGAGACCCAGGAAUGUAUCAGUGUAGAAUCAGUAACGCCCUGGGAGCCAGAUUCUCAUCUGCCCAGCUCAAUGUCGUUAGUGAUCCAGAAGCUGUCCAGAGUAGUGGAACUCUAAAAACAAUUUCAAGCCUGCAAGGGGACGUUCAAAACCUUGAUAACGCAAAGAGGGAUGGGUGGGUAAUAGAACUUCCGUUACGCAGCGUGACAGGGGGAGGGUGGGCGAGCUGGUACAUGUUACUGUAACGCAAAUUUUUUUUGUGUACACAAUAUAAUUUUUUGGCUAGGUUAAUUUUUAGGCAUGCAUAUAAAUACCAAUGAAAAUUCCACUAUCGUUACUGUAAUGUCGGUAGCAUAACUUUUUUUGAAUGGUAAAAUAAAUAAGCUUGUAUGUAUUAACUUCAAUUCUUGAAAACGAAAACCUAUGUAGAUUUUACUAUGUUAUAUGAAUUGUAUGUACAUUAGGUAAUAAAUGAGCGACUUGAAAGCUAUAAAUUAUCUAUACCUAGUUAUACCUAGUUCAAAUAAAAGUAGCUAAAAAAUUCUUUCAAUUUCAAAAACAUUAAAAGUCUGAGAAUUUCUGCU
Molecule: messenger RNA, 7267 nt
Organism: Folsomia candida
Lineage: Eukaryota; Metazoa; Arthropoda; Collembola; Entomobryomorpha; Isotomidae
Product: contactin
Exons: 9
Coding region: 5366-6928 (520 amino acids)
Biological process (GO): cell-cell adhesion
Source: RefSeq, a predicted model, not a curated record